Molecule: messenger RNA, 2604 nt
Organism: Trypanosoma theileri
Lineage: Eukaryota; Euglenozoa; Kinetoplastea; Trypanosomatida; Trypanosomatidae
Exons: 1
Coding region: 1-2604 (867 amino acids)
Molecular function (GO): zinc ion binding
Source: RefSeq, a predicted model, not a curated record
AUGUUUCUUCGGCUGGUGGUCUACGUUGAUGACAGUCGCACUCCCAUCCCUUUAGAGGAUGCAUGUGUUCACGUCUAUAAUAUGCCAGACCUCUUUAUGUUCUUAGAGAAAUUGCUUAAACGGCCACCACAGCUUAUUUCCUACUGGAACUCGGACCGAGAAGAGUAUGAAGUACUCACUUCCCUGCAAUCUCUUGUGCAGCAUAAAGGCAAGAAGGAAACUUCACGUGAUCGAAAUAGUGAUAUCACUCCUUCUCAUAAUAACAAUAAUAUUAGUAAUAAUACUGGUAAUGGUAUGGUUGUAUCUGCUCAUUUAUGGGUAGAGACAAGACCACUCCGACUUGAGGUUGUUGAUCCAGAUGUGGAUGCUGAGGAAUAUGCAGAACUUAAAUCACAUGUGCAGAAUUGGGCAGGUAAUGCUUAUGUGAUGUAUUCUCUUCAAAAUGCAUUGCGUGUGUCGUGUCCCCGUAAUGAGCGAUUGUUUGAUCACGUGCGGUAUAAUGGACUGAAAGGUGAUCCUGAACGUGUUGAAUUACUUUACUACACAAAUAAUUCUCUUAGUAGUAAUGAGGUUCUAAAAAGAGGAUUUGAACGAGUAAUAGAAGGAGGUGGUCUUCCUCCUGCAUUACUGAGUCCCACAAUAGAAACAACUUCAGGUAAUGAACAUCAGGAACAUGUGAAAACUAAUAAACAACAUCCACUCUUUGUUUUUUCAUCCUCCAUGACAGAUAAAGGUGAUAAGGAGCCAUUUUCAUUAGAACCACACAAAGUUCUUCUUUGUGAAGUAGCACCAGGACGAGGAUGGCUCUCUAAUGUUCCAUUGUCAAAGAAUCUGAUUGUACCCCCUUCUGGUUAUGAUAGUGUAUAUUUCUUAGAAGAAAGAGAAGAUGGUCGUGUUGUAAAAGGUAUUCGUGUGGGUAAAAAUCAUCAGGCCCUACCACGAUAUGUAUUAACAAUUAUUGGAAAAAAGAAUGAUCGUACAAAGUUAAAAAAUAAUGGAGUACAAUUUGGUCAAAAUACAAAUACUACGACUGGUAAUAUUAAUAUAAAUCGUGUUAAUAAAGCUAAUUCUGGUUCUGCAUUACGUACUCCUUAUGAGUUUCACCGAAGUAGGAGUGUUGGUAGUCGAACCUCUUUUCAAGGAGGUUUACCCGUUUCACCUAGGAGUUCAAUGAGAUCUGGAUCAGCACCACCAAUGAAUAGACGGGGAAGGCGGAGCUCUCUACUUUCUUCCACUGUUACUUGUUCUGUACAUAAUGGAACUGUAUUAGGUCUAUGGUGUUUUAAAUGCAAUCACAUGAUAUGUCCCUAUUGUGCAUCUGUUGGGGAACAUAGAGGACAUGAAGUGUGUAAUGUAGAGACGGUGGCGGUGGAUGUCCGUCGAAAGUUAGAGGAUGUUUGUCAUUCUCUCUCAAUGGAGUUAGAUAAUUAUCAACGUGUACAAUCACAACUUGAGACGGAGCGAGAUCGUUUGCAACAGAAACAAAUGGAUGCCGUAAAAGCCAUGGAAGCGGCUACUGCAGAUCUUCACACACUUAUUGAUGCUAAGAAGAAGGAAUGGAUUCAACGCAUGCGAGAACAAUCACAUUGUCUAGACACACCACUAAAGGAAGUGCAACGUUUAAUAAAACAGUAUAAAGAAGCCAUUACAGGAAUGGAGAAAUCAUAUGAGAAAGCUGGAGAAGAUUCAAUUCAAUUUACAGAUACUACACAUCAUCAUUCUGAAACCGUUACUAGUGUUGUUUAUCUUAUGGAAGCACCUAAAUUACUAAAUGAAGGGGUUCUUUUCGCAUCACAACGUCAUGACUCAGACUUGGAAUUUGCCAUACGUACGGCAAAACAAGUUCGUGAAAGUGAGUCUGCUCUUUUUCAUAUUGAUUUCUCUGCUGUUCGUCAAAUGAUUGAGCAACUUGUUCCUACAAAAGGUAGAAAAUAUUCUAAUACCUCUGCUUUGAUGGCUCUCUCUCCUACUGGAAUGAAAUAUUCUAGACUUUCUACAACACCAGGUUCGACGGUAAGUAAAACUCCUUUAGGACUCAGUGAGACACCUCCAGCAUUGCCACCCGUACUAAAAUGCAGUAAUGGGAAAAUAGAUGAAUUACUCUCUUAUGAUUUAUCAGAGGAUACAGUUGACCAGGCACGAGGGAAGGUGUUGUUACGUCGACUCACAGAUGUGCGCACAGGGUAUAUAUGGUGUGUACAAAAUGCAAGUAAGUACUUUCAUCCUGAUCAGCGUCGUGCUGUGUGCUCUGGAACUUUUAGAUUACUUGAUCUUGAAUGGGAUUUACGAAUUCAGUCCCCAGAUGGAUCUACUGGAUGUAAAUCUGAAUCAUCUAAAGAUCGCCCAAAUCAUUCCGUUCAAGAUGAACCUGUUGGUCUAUUUUUAUUUCCUGUUGGUCAUUCUCUACGUGUUGAUUUUCGUGUAAGUAUUUUCUCUACAGUCUCUUGGGUGGAGUGGGGGGUUUCUGGCUGGCCGGCGUCCUUUGCAGGGAAGGGAUGGGGCGUCUACCCGUGGCUGCCAAGACGGGAACUCAUUCAAACAGACCGCCUGGCGAGGGAAAAUACACUAAAAAUAUGCGUGGCCCCUACCAGUGGCGUCUAUUAG